UUCACAUGCCACAAAUAGGCAUGUAACACUGCAGGACCCGUUAACAAAUAGGCACAGGCUGCAGGUAUAAAGUGUCACUUUCAACACCAAAGCCGAGGGACAAGCACUUCACUGCAGACAUGAGUCAAGACUUGGAUAUUGAGCGCUGUGAUCUUGACAUUGUGCGCAACAGCAGCAGCCAUCAUACAGAGCAAUAUGGAAAGGAGCGUUUGAUUGUGAGAAGGGGACAGCCCUUCAAUAUCCUUUUACAUCUGAAACCUGGCAGAAACGAGUUAAAACCAAGUGGAAAAAGCUUCACACUCAUUGUUGAGACUGGUCCAGAACCCAGAACAGAAUCAGGCACAAAGGUUUCUUUUGGUCUAAGUGACUCCAAAGUGGGCAAUGAGUGGAGCGCAACUGCCACUAAUGAUCCGUCUGGAAACACAGUGUCUGUAUCUAUCAGUUCCUCACCCAAUGCCCCCAUAGGCGUCUAUUCUCUGACUCUGGACCAGGGGGGGCAGAGGACCAGUUUAGGACAGUUCACCCUGCUUUUUAAUGCUUGGUGCUCCAGAGAUGCUGUCUACAUGCGCAGUGAGAUGAAGAGGCAAGAGUAUGUUUUAGCACAACAUGGGCAAAUCUACAGAGGAACAUACAAACGAAUCAAAGGGAAACCCUGGAACUUUGGGCAGUUUGAACCAGGAGUACUGGAUAUCUGUCUGAAGAUCCUGGAUAAAAACCCGAAAUGUAUCUUUGAUGCUGAUAAGGACUACUCUAGCAGGAGAAAUCCCAUCUAUGUGACCAGGGUGCUGAGUGCUAUGAUCAACAGUAAUGAUGAUGAUGAAGGUGUGCUGGUUGGAAACUGGGGAGAGGUUUUAGAUGGGGUUCAUCCAGGAACUUGGAUCGGCAGUGGGGACAUAUUGCACCAGUGGGCAGAAAGUGGCCCUGUCCGCUACGGCCAGUGUUGGGUCUUUGCUGCUCUUGCAUGCACAGUGUCCCGGGCCCUGGGCAUCCCAUGUCGAGUGGUUACUAACUUUCAAUCGGCUCACGAUACCAACGCCAACCUGAUGAUAGAAAAGUUGUAUGAUGAAGACGGAAAAAGAAUGUCUCAUGCUGAUUCGAUAUGGAACUUCCACGUUUGGGUGGACAGCUGGAUGACUCGUCCUGAUUUGGGGCAAGAGUUCGAUGGGUGGCAAGCCAGUGACCCAACCCCACAGGAGAAAAGUGAAGGUGUUUUCUGUUGCGGACCGUCCUCUCUUAAGGCCAUCAGGGAAGGUGAUCUAACCAAGAAGUAUGAUACUCCCUUUAUUUUUGCUGAGGUGAAUGCAGAUGUUGUGGAUUUGGUGCGCUUGUCAAAUGGAGAGACUGUCAAGUUCAGGGAUUCAACUGACUCCAACUGUGUUGGACGCUUCAUCAGCACCAAAGCUGUGGGCUCAGAUGAGAGAAAUGACAUUACACACCAUUACAAGUAUCCGGAAGGCUCAAAGGAGGAGAGGCAGGUGUAUGAAAAGGCUCAACACCACAACAAGCUACAGCAACUAGGAGAAGAGCCGGGACUCGCUCUCAAGAUCAAACUGGCUAAAAACAUGAGUGUUGGCUCGGACUUUGAGGUGUACGCUGUCCUCACUAAUAACUGCGUGGAGGCAAGGACCUGCACCUUCCUGUUCUUCGCUGAAGCUGUCAGCUACAAUGGAAAACUAGGGAACAGCUGCGGAUUUGUUUCAGGAAAAGUGGAGGUACCAUCUGGAGAAGAAAGGCACCUUUUUCUCAGACUGGAUUAUGACCGUUAUGGAUCAGUGAUUACCUCUGACAGGUUAAUCAAGCUGUCAGCCAUCGCCAUCGACAAGCAGGUUGUAGAAUACCAUAAGGCUGAGAAGACCAUUGUACUGGAUGAGCCAGAAAUAGAGAUCAAGCUGCUGGGAGAAGCCAAAGUAAAUCAGUCUGUGACAGCAGAGCUGACCUUGUGGAACCCCUUACCAAAGACGCUGCAGGACUGCAGCUUCACUGUAGAGGGGGUCGGCCUCACUAACGGCAAACCCAUAACAGCGAGGAUUGGAACUGUGGACCCAGAACAGAAAGCCAAGGCCAGGGUUGAGUUUAGUCCUACCAGUGCCGGCUCCAGGGUGCUGUUGGUGAACUUUGACAGCAACAAACUGAAGAACAUCAAGGGCUUCAGCAAUGUUGUUGUAAAGGAAUGAGCCCGUACACAAGUCUAUCACCAGAUUGCUUUUUAUUUUGUUGUUGUUUAUUAGAUUUAAUUAUUUAAAAGGGACAACACACAUUAAUCAACAUAGAUUGAACAGAGUCCAACAUGUAAAUGUGCCACAUUUAGCCAUGAAGGCUAACUGUCAUCUGCAGUCCCUAGCAGGUUGAUAGUUUUAAAAUGGUUUAAUGGGACUACAGAACGUGAAGAUUACAAGGCUGCUCGUAGUGGCUUGAAGCUUUUUUUUCUUAUUAUUUUUAUCCAUAUAUUAUUUUUGAAUGUACCAUACUAAUAUAAUUUCCACAAAAAUAUGAUUUUUGUCUUGACUUACCGUUCCAGUGCCUCUUUAGUAGGCUAGAAAACCAUUAUUAAUGAUGAUAAUAAAUGUUAUUAAGUGGGGGAGGGGCACAGUUCCAGAGACAACUACAGUGUUUACUGUACAUAUAUAAAAUAGUUAGAAAAAGAUAAGUAUGGUUUGUAUACGCAUUAU
Messenger RNA from Etheostoma cragini (Arkansas darter), 2669 nucleotides. Its product is annotated as protein-glutamine gamma-glutamyltransferase 2-like. NCBI's taxonomy places the organism in Eukaryota, Metazoa, Chordata, Actinopteri, Perciformes, Percidae. The record is from RefSeq and is a predicted model, not a curated record. Gene Ontology annotation, biological process: peptide cross-linking. The transcript is spliced from 15 exons. Bases 120 to 2174 code for a protein of 684 amino acids. Gene Ontology annotation, molecular function: protein-glutamine gamma-glutamyltransferase activity.